Messenger RNA from Penicillium cataractarum, 1344 nucleotides. RefSeq names its product NAD(P)/FAD-dependent oxidoreductase. Lineage: Eukaryota; Fungi; Ascomycota; Eurotiomycetes; Eurotiales; Aspergillaceae. The transcript is spliced from 2 exons. The coding region runs from base 1 to 1344 and encodes 447 amino acids. The record is from RefSeq and is a predicted model, not a curated record. Gene Ontology annotation, molecular function: proline dehydrogenase activity; sarcosine oxidase activity; L-pipecolate oxidase activity.
AUGGACAAAAGUCAAAGAAUUGUCAUUGUUGGAGCCGGCGUCUUCGGCCUCGGGGCAGCCCUGCGAUUUAAAGAAGAGGGUUAUACUUCAGUCACAGUCCUCGAUCGCUCCAUGCCACCUGUCCCGGAUGGUUCAAGCAACGAUAUCUCUCGCAUCAUUCGAUUCGACUAUGGUGAUGCCAUCUACGCAGAAAUCGCCAAAGAGGCAUACGACUUGUGGAAGACCCCAGAGUUCAAUGAUGCAUUUUACUCCACACCCUGUCUCUGGGUAUGCCAGGAGGGUACUGCCGACCAGCCCGUUCAAUCACGAGCGCAAGAAUAUAGCACAAAGACUAAGCGCGUCCUCACUGAGAUGGGGCAACCAUGGCAUGCUGUGACGAGCGUGGAGGCAGCGAAGAAGAGAUUUCCUGAACUCACGGGACGCUUGGCCACGCCCGGUUUUGAUGGAUUCUACAAUACCAACGCAGGCUGGGCUGAUGCUGGCAAGGCUAUCGCUCGUCUCGCUGCCCGCUGUAUCCAUGCUGGAGUGUCAUUCAUGACCGGUCCCAACGGCCAUGUCACCGAUUUCGAGAAGAAUGCCGAUGGCAGCAUCAAGUAUGUUUGCACCGCUGAUGGCAACACGGUGGAAGGCGAUAAAUUCAUCGUGGCCACAGGUGCAUGGACUCCCAGUUUGGUGCCGGCGUGGAACUCGAUGCUCGCAGCCGGUCAGAUUGUCGGUUAUCUUCGACUGACUGCUGAAGAAGCUGUCCAACUUAAGAAGAUGCCUAUUUAUUUCAAUUUCUCGACUGGAUUCUUCUGUUUCCCGCCACAUGAUGGCACUGGCUAUUUGAAGGUAGCCGUUCAUGGCUUUGGAUACACCCGAAAUAAUGAGAAAGCGAAUGUGUCGUCGCCUCCCACAAAUUCCGUUGCUGCGCGAGCCAACUUUGUCCCGUCAGAGGGGCUGAAGAGGAUGGAAGCCGGUCUGCAAGAUCUCUUCCCCCAUCUUGCAUCGCGCGGCUUCGAGAGAACUGGAAUCUGCUGGUACAACGAUACACCUACCGGUGACUUCAUCCUGGAUUACCAUCCCGAGCACAAGAAUCUUUUCAUCGCCACAGGUGGAAGUGGGCACGCAUUCAAAUUCCUCCCCGUGAUCGGAAAGUACAUCGUGGGGAGCUUCGAGCGUAAACUCUCACAGAAUCUUCUCGAUAAGUGGAAGUUUCCCACGCAAUUCCGCGAGCGUUUCCAGGGAGACGUUUUUGGUGGAGAUGGAAGUCGUGGUGGCCCCGAGCGCCGCGAGUUGACUUCUAACGAGCGACACACUUUCGACUCGGCUUUAGUAGCUUCUGUCAGACAGAGCAAGAUCUAA